AGUAUCGGAGUUAUGCGACUCUCUCCGAUCACAUGUUGGGUGUCUCCCCGGAAGCACCCGACGGCGGUGUGUGUCCCGAAGCAUACGCGGGUGGCUUAUGAACAAAGUAAUCUUAGUGUGAAGGGUCACUGAGAACUUAAGGUCAGGUACCAAUGGAGAUCUUAUUGUUACUAGUAUUGUUCAAUUCUAGAAGCCCUAUAGACGCGCGCUUUCACAUGGAAUUAUCCAGCCCAGCUGGACAAUUGCUCGUGUCAGCCAGCAAACCCUCGUUGCCAACCCCGGUCGGUGCAUUCUUCCUCCUACUACAUGUGGCUAUCAUCGUCGGCUCGCCGACGGUUAUGUCCGAGAGCCAUGCGUGUUCUGCAGUCAAUGCUAUGCACCGCAGCACUCCGCAUGGGGUACGUACAUCACUAUUACACUCUUCAGGUCUGAGGACGACAAAGCUUUGUAGAUCAUCGUCAGCGGUAGCUACACCGAACAGGGAGUAGAAUCAGUCAUGGGCAGGAGCUUUGUUUUCUGCAGAGAGC
Messenger RNA from Aspergillus welwitschiae, 527 nucleotides. RefSeq lists its product as uncharacterized. Lineage: Eukaryota; Fungi; Ascomycota; Eurotiomycetes; Eurotiales; Aspergillaceae. The transcript has a single exon. The record is from RefSeq and is a predicted model, not a curated record. Bases 153 to 488 code for a protein of 111 amino acids.